AGCUGCGCGGCUCCGAACCUGCGACACGCGCUGCAGGAGCGGCCGGGCGGGCUCCGGUUCCCCCGGCUCCAGCCCAUCGGCCUGAGGCGCCGCCGCGGCCUGCAGCCCGGCGCGCGGACCCAACCGGCCACAGCCGCCCUCCGGCGCCAUGUCGCAGAGCGGGGCCCUCGGGCUGCCGGAGGAGAACCUGCAGGGCUCUUGGGUGGAGCUGCACUUCAGCAACAACGGGAACGGGAGCAGUGCCCCUGCCUCCGUUUCUGUUUAUAAUGGUGACCUGGAAAAAAUACUGCUGGAUGCCCAGCACGAGUCUGGAAGGAGCAGCUCCAAGAGCUCCCACUGUGACAGCCCGCCUCGCUCACAGACUCCCCAAGACACAGCCAGAGCUUCGGAGACAGAGACCCACAGCAAUGGGGAGAAGAACAGCUCUCAGUCUGAGGAAGAUUAUAUGGAGAGAAGGAAAGAAGUUGAAAGCAUCCUGAAGAAAAACUCAGAUUGGAUAUGGGAUUGGUCAAGUCGGCCCGAAAAUGUCCCCCCCAAGGAAUUCCUCUUCAAGCACCCGAAGCGCACAGCCACGCUCAGCAUGAGAAACACGAGCGUUAUGAAGAAAGGGGGCAUCUUCUCGGCAGAAUUUCUGAAGGUUUUUCUUCCGUCUCUGCUGCUGUCCCAUCUGCUAGCCAUUGGCCUCGGGAUCUACAUUGGAAGGCGCCUGACAGCCUCAGCCAGCACCUUCUGAUGAAGACUGGUGUCGACUUUGUUCACAAGCGGGGAUUCUGAGUUCACCGCAGAGCCAGCUGAAGGGAGCUUGAGCCUGGGUGGCUGCACAGCUGUGUUCGUUUGUUCUGUAAACGCCCUGUUCCCAGUUUGGUGACACGGAAGAGGGACACCAAAACCACACUAACCUAUAAUCCUGCCUGUGAGAUCAGUUAAUAAGCAUGUCAGACUGAUUAUAUCUACUGCAAUAUUUGGUAGUACAUUUUCUUUGGAUGUUCUAUCUAAGUAUAAAUAAUUUUAACAUACAAGCCAUGAUGUAUGUAGCACUCUAACACAAAGCAUCUGUAACUGUAGUUCAGUUCAAACUCUUUGUAUCUCAGAAGAAUGAAUCAUGUUGAUAUGGAAGCUCCUACCUUCCCAGGGCUUGUCCAGAGGCAAGCAGCGUGGCCUGGCCCUCAUGUGGUGGCGUAGCGUACGUACAUCUUGUGCUUAUUAAUUUAAGUGGAUGCAGGCUGUCAGCUGAAGACUGUAGUUAGCUCUGCUGAUUGUUCUUUGUGCAGCGAGAAAUGGAAAACCGAGGUACAAACUCCCAUACACUUCACACACUGAACUGCUCUGGCUUUUGCAGUGUGCAGACUUAAACCUCCGACUGUGAAGUGACCAUCUCGGAUGAUCAGUUUUCUGUCCAGAGCACCUGCUCAGUAGGCUCCCUCCUCCUCCUCACUCUAGAUCGCCAAAUUUCACCUUACCCUUGGUGUUGACCUUUGUGUGCUCUGAGAAUCAGCUUCACGCUAAGCCAAUCUGUGUGUCUACUCUGAAAGACUGGAAAGAAAAAAAUAAACCAUUGCCAAACCCUUCACAGAUGACUGUAUUUACACGUGGCUUAACGCCAAAUUUCCUAACUUUGAUUAAACCAGGCCUGUUCUCCAGUGUUGCGCUGUUUGUCUUUACGGCACAGGUUUUUAAAGGCCCCCUCUUUGAUAUACUGUAUAUGUGCUGUUCUGUAUUUGUCUCUCUUUUCCACGUUUAAUUCAGUAUUUGUGUUAAAAUAAAUCUAACAUUUAAUUUUUAAAA
Molecule: messenger RNA, 1785 nt
Organism: Trichechus manatus latirostris (Florida manatee)
Lineage: Eukaryota; Metazoa; Chordata; Mammalia; Sirenia; Trichechidae
Gene: BNIP3
Product: BCL2 interacting protein 3
Exons: 6
Coding region: 149-733 (194 amino acids)
Biological process (GO): positive regulation of apoptotic process; mitochondrial outer membrane permeabilization
Cellular component (GO): mitochondrial outer membrane; nuclear envelope; nucleus
Source: RefSeq, a predicted model, not a curated record